Stegastes partitus (bicolor damselfish) is the source of this 7505-nucleotide messenger RNA. RefSeq names its product period circadian protein homolog 2-like. The transcript has 22 exons. The record is from RefSeq and is a predicted model, not a curated record. Bases 267 to 4856 code for a protein of 1529 amino acids. Gene Ontology annotation, molecular function: transcription corepressor binding; transcription cis-regulatory region binding. Gene Ontology annotation, cellular component: cytoplasm; nucleus. Gene Ontology annotation, biological process: circadian regulation of gene expression; entrainment of circadian clock by photoperiod; negative regulation of transcription by RNA polymerase II. NCBI's taxonomy places the organism in Eukaryota, Metazoa, Chordata, Actinopteri, Pomacentridae.
AACCGAGCACUAGUGUGUCAACCCGUCUGAAGCCCGUCUCCCAUUGAGGAAUACUGGAUGUUUCACCCGAAUGUUUUACCCGCUCGUCGGCUUUGCUUUUUCUUGUCACCGCGCACGACCGAAGAGGGGAUUUUAUUUCGACAACACAGGCCACAUCCCCACUUCUGAGGCAUCAACUUGAUUUACCUCCUACAGCCAUGUGCUUCAUGGCAUUGCCAUGUGGACGGUAACUUGAUCUCCCAUCGUUUGCCCGUUUGGCCAAUCCCAUGUCUGAAGAUAGUGAUCCAAAACACUACCGGUAUUCAACCAUGGAUGGGCGUGAACGGAACCGGGAGAGAGUCGGCUUCCAAGUGGAGGAAGAGCAGGGUGCUGCCUGCAGCUCCAUCAGUCAGCUUCACCGCAUGGCCAGCAGCUACAACGAGGACUGUGGAGGGCAGGACGGAGUUGAGCUUGAGCCAGAGCUGGGACUGGCCUCUGAGGGGAGCGACAGCAGCCAUGAACACCCGGCCUCGCCGGGCUCCCCACACGAUGAGCGGAAGCGACAACGCCAACCUUUACACGAGGAUGUAGAGAUGGGUGGCAGCGGCUCGAGUGGGAGUGGGACCGAGUCCCAUGGCAACGAGUCGCAUGGCAAUGACUCCCAUGGCAAUGAGUCUGUGGGCAGCUCGAAUGGAAACGGCAAGGAUUCUGCUCUCUUGGAGUCUUCAGGGAGCAACAAGAGCUCCAACUCUCACAGCCCGUCGCCACCGAGCAGCUCCAACGCCUUCAGUCUGGUCAGCUCUGAGCAGGACAACCCUUCAACCAGCGGCUGCAGCAGCGAACAGUCCGCCAAAGCGAAGACACAGAAGGAGCUCUUCAAGACCCUCAAGGAGCUGAAGAUGCACUUGCCGUCAGAAAAGAGGAGCAAGGGCAAGUCCAGCACCGUCAACACGCUCAAGUAUGCACUACGAUGUGUCAAACAGGUGAAAGCCAACGAGGAAUACUACCAGAUGCUGAUGAUCAAUGACAGUCAGCCACCAGGGUUAGAUGUGUCAUCUUACACCAUCGAGGAAAUCAACAGCAUCACCUCAGAAUACACCCUAAAAAACACUGAUAUUUUUGCUGUAGCCGUGUCACUCAUCACGGGAAAGAUUGUUUACAUCUCGGACCAAGCGUCGUCCAUCUUGAACUGCAAGCAGGAAGUGUUCCACAACGCCAAGUUUGUGGAGUUCCUGACGCCUCAGGAUGUCAGCGUGUUUUACAGCUUCACCACACCCUACCGCCUGCCCUCAUGGAGCAUGUGCACCGGAGCAGAGUCGUCUCCCACGGAGUGCAUGCAGGAGAAAUCCUUCUUUUGCCGCAUCAGUGGUGGUAAGGAGCGUGAAGGGGAUCUCCAGUACUAUCCUUUCCGUAUGACUCCGUACCUGAUGAAGGUGCAGGAUGCCGAGUUGGGUGAGGACCAGUUCUGCUGCCUCCUGCUGGCUGAGAGGGUUCACUCUGGAUAUGAAGCACCCAGAAUCCCUCCAGACAAGCGCAUCUUCACCACCACACACACCCCAAACUGUGUGUUCCAGGAUGUGGAUGAGAGGGCUGUGCCUCUGUUGGGGUACCUCCCUCAGGACCUGAUUGGGACUCCUGUGCUGCUCAAUCUGCACCCAAGUGACCGACCCUUAAUGCUGGCCAUACAUCGAAAGAUCUUGCAGUACGCCGGUCAACCGUUCGACCAUUCCUCGAUCCGCUUCUGUGCAAGAAAUGGCGAGUACAUCACCAUCGACACCAGCUGGUCCAGCUUCGUCAACCCCUGGAGCCGCAAGGUCUCCUUUGUUAUCGGCAGACACAAAGUCCGCAUGGGUCCUGUGAACGAGGACGUUUUUGCAGCGCCGGCUUUUCAUGGAGGAAAGAUCAUGGAUUCAGACAUCCAGGAAAUUAGUGAACAGAUCCACAGACUGCUCCUCCAGCCGAUUCACAACAUGGGCUCCAGUGGUUAUGGUAGCCAUGGCAGCAAUGGUUCUCACGAGCAACUGGUGAGCAUCGGCUCAUCCAGUGAGAGCAAUGGCAACCUCCCGGCGGGGAACACUGCAGAGGAGACGAGCAAGGCCAAGCCUCCCAGGACUUUCCAGGAGAUUUGUAAGGGGGUCCACAUGCUGAAGAACCAAGACUCUCAGGUCUGCCUGCGCUCCCCUUCGACUUCACCGUCACCAUCCAAGCCUGAGCACAAGAAGGCCACCGACACUCAGAGGAGCUUAUCAGUGCGUAUGAAGGACUCAGCACCCCCUCUGCAGGCCAGAGACAGCACUGCAGCCAGCAUGGAGGACUUCACCUGCAAGGACCAGACUGUCUGCUCCUACCAGCAGAUCAGCUGCCUCGACAGCGUCAUCCGGUAUCUGGAGAGUUGUAACAUCCCCAUCACAGUGAAAAGGAAGUACCAGUUCUCCUCCAACACCACCUCCUCCAACUCAGAUGAUGACAAGAAGGGCUCAGAGGACUGCAUGCAAGUGCCUCAAGAUGCAAACACAGAUCCCUUGAUGCUAGAAGCCAGGCCAGGCCUGUCGAACAUGAAAGCCCCAAAGAAGCCUCCAUCUGGGGCAGCUGCGGUGGUUGGAGGCCCCCUGGCACCCCUCACUCUGCCCAGUAAAGCUGAGAGUGUGGUGUCCAUCACCUCACAGUGCAGCUACAGCAGCACCAUCGUCCAUGUGGGAGACAAGAAGCCUCAGCCAGAGUCGGAGAUUAUCGAGGAUGUUGCAGAGAGCCCCGCGCCGCCUCCUCUGCCCGUCAGCAUGGUGUCGCCACCCAGCCAAGAGAAGGAGGCCUACAAGAGGCUGGGACUGACCAAGCAGGUGCUGGCAGCUCACACCCAGAAAGAAGAGCAGGCCUUCCUGAACCGCUGCCGAGAGCUCCGCAACGCUAGAACCUUCCAGAAGGACUGUUCCACGUAUCUGCACAAGCAGAAAGGCCCGUCCCAUGCUGAAGAAUCAUCCGGACCACGCGGCGCUGCCAAACAAGGCCCCACCAGGCCAGAGACCACUGCCAAAAAGGGCAACCGCAACAGGAAGUCCAAGAAGCCACGGAUGAAGCAUCCUGAUUCAUCAGACAGCGCUGUGUACAACCGCAAACCCCGGCCCCCUCUCCAGGGCCUCAACCAGACCUCAUGGUCCCCGUCUGAAGCGUCCCAGUCAGCUUUCAACGUCUCCUACCCCACCAUGGUGCCUGCAUACUCGCUCUACCCGCCAGCAGCUGCUGCUCCAGCCCAGGCGCCCCGCCCUGACCCUUCUCUCUCCGCAGGCUUUGGAGAGGGCCAGAGCACACAAGCCCCAACCACUGCCACUCCGUAUUCUGCUCCCAUUGUUACUCCUGUGGUGGCUCUGGUGUUGCCCAAUUACCUCUUCCCCCAAAUGGGGCAGAUAGGGCAGAUCGGGCAGAUCGGGCAGAUUGGGCAGAUUGGGCAGAUCGGGCAGUUAGGGCAGAUUGGGCAGAUCGGGCAGAUCGGGCAGCUGGGAGCUGCUCCUAGAGCCUCAUUUUUCCCUGAGCCAGCCCAGACACAACCUGCAUACACUACCCAGCAACCUUUUCAGGCCCCACAGCCAGCUUAUGCCAUGCAGACACAACCCCCCUUCACCAGCCAACAGCCCUUCCCUGUGCAGACUGCCUUUACCCCCCAGCAGCCAACCCCCUACACGACCCAGCAACCUUUCCAGGCCGCUCAGACUGCUUACACCACUCAGCAGCCGUUUGCUGCCCAGCCUUCUUUCCCAGUGCAGACUCAGUUUGUGGCUCAAGCCCCUUAUCCAACCCAGCCCUUCCCCUACACCCUAGCCUCCGAGCCUCCCAAAGCCCCCACUCUGGAGCCCCGAGAGGGCGCCGCAUCACGGUCCUCCACCCCAGCCUCCGGGACGAGGGAGCCCGCCACAUCACCGCCGCUGUUUGAGUCGCGCUGCAGCUCACCUCUGCAGCUCAAUCUGCUGAGCAUGGAGGAGGGGCAGCGCUCGGUGGAGCGCCAGGACAGCAUAGCGCCCUCCGCUGGAGGCCAGGGCAGCAUUUCAGCAGCAUUGUCAUUCGGAGCAGGGGAGAAGAACGGAACCACCAUCAAGAGCGACAUUCAUCAACAGGUGGACUCUCCAGCUGACGGAGCUCAUAGCGAUGGUAACUCCUCAUCCUGUGACCUGCUGGACAUCCUGCUGCAGGAGCAGGAGGACUCCCACUCUGGCACCGGGUCAGCCACCUCUGGCUCCAUGGGCUCAGGAUCGGGCUCUGGAUCGGGUUCAAGAUCGGGCUCAAGAUCGGGCUCGGGCUGCAACGGCUGUGGCACCUCAGCUAGUGGAGCCUCUGGCAGCAGAAUAGGGAGCAGCAACACCAGCAAGUAUUUUGGCAGCGUUGACUCUCUGGAGCACGACCCCAAGGCCAAGCUCAAGAUGAGGGGCGAAGGAGGCUCUGAAAGCAGCAAGUUGCACGCCGAAGUCUCAGCUCAAGGAGAUGGAGAUCAUUUCAUCAAAUAUGUUCUCCAGGAACCUCUGUGGCUGCUGAUGGCCAACGCUGACGACAAGGUCAUGAUGACGUAUCAGAUGCCGUCCAGGGACAUUCAAAAGGUUCUGCGAGAAGACAAGGAGAGAUUGCGGCAGAUGCAGAAGAGCCAGCCGAGCUUCUCCUCAGACCAGCGACGAGAGUUACUGGAGGAACACCCCUGGAUGAGGAGGGGAGGUCUGCCAGCUGCUAUCAAUGUGAAGGAGUGUGUGUACUGCGAGGACGCAGCGGCGACGCCCAUCGAGGAGGACAUGCCAGACAUGGACAUGGGCGAGUUGGGCGAGGAGCUGGGCCAAGAGGGCCAGAACACCCAGAGCCAAUCCGAGGAGUCUCAGCCUCAGCCGGACUCUGGCUCUUGAACACUCAGACGGCCAACAGCGGGACGCAACCGACCAGCCAUGGACCCUCAUGAGGCACACAUCCACACACCCCCACACACACACUCUCUGGAUAUGGGACAAUCAGCUGUGUGCCUGACCAUCCUGACAAACACACACAUACACACAACAAACAGACGGCCGUGUUGUCGGCGUGAUGGUUGUGAGGACAUGUUUCUAUGUGUGUUUGUCAUGGGACUGCGACUGGAGUGCAGUUCCUAAUGCACCCUGACAGGGGGCAGUAGUGCUUUACAUGGGUUUUCUAUGCAUGACCCACAUGGAGUACUUUUACCAUCUUACACACUCUCUCUCUCUCUCUCUCUGUCACUAAAAUGACUUUUUUUUUCUUUGUUAAUUUAAUUAUUUCCCUUCCUCUCUGUCCAAGACAGCAUUUAUUCUAAAAGAGACAAAGUUAAUGGUAAAUGGACAUCUUAUAAACAACUUCUAAAUAUAUUUGAUUUGUAAAAAUGGUAUUUUGACAAGAUAACUGUCACGAGACUAUUUAACGAUGUUAUUACUAAGCAGCCCAGCUUUGCUGUUACAAUACUCUGCUGCCCAACGUCAUCUUAGUGUUUUCCUCAUUAACCACAUGAUCCCAUUGAAGGCCUUCAAACCCUGAGAACCCAGUUGUUUUCCCAUCAGGAACAUGUAGAGUAGUCAUGGUGCUCAUUGGAUGAUGUAGGCCAGGUUCAAAAGACAGGGACUCCAACUUUUUUACGAGGUUUUUUUUAAUCUCACAACUCGGACCUAUCUGAAGUAUCCAGCAGCCGACAGAAUGACAUGUAACGUGGCUUCAGCUUUUAUCGAUGGUGACAAUCUGAUAGAUAAAAAAAAAAGCUUCUUAUUUUAGUAUCUUAUUUAUUUACUAGCAGAGAAUUUAUCUAGAGUAGUUUUUUUUAAGCCAAAGCCAAAUCAGUUCAUCUAAAAGAUAAUAUAUUAAUACUUCACAAAUUUUGCAGGACAUUUAAUGGCACCAGAGCUCGCUGUCCGUUAACAGUAUAACCUCCCAGUGUUGUCUGUUGUUGCAGACCUGGAAACAGCACGGGUGCUACAAUCACCUCACCUCAGACCAAGAAGCUGCCGAAUGAUUUUUUGUAAUGUAAAAUAAUAAGCAUCAGAAAAUUGAAGAAAGCAACUUGAGGCUGCAAAUCCAGCUCAGAGCUGAAGCAGUGCGUGUAGUUAAUUAGAGCCGUUGGAUUUUCUUUUUCACCUGCAAGUUGCACCAUGAAGUGAAACGCUGAGUUUCCUUUUUAACAGAAAGUUUUAUCAGUAGAAAUUACAGAUUAUUGUAAUACGGUGCAGCUCUACAAUGAAACAUCCCUUUUAGAACAAAUCAGUGCUAUUUUGGGGAUUUUUUUUUAAAUUAUGCAACAUUGCACAGGCUCCACUUGCACCCUUUAAAUCUAUUUUUCUGGAUUCAAAAAAUGUACAGUACUGGCAUGUUUUAGUUGCCAUCAAAAAGAUUCCGAAUCACGAGUCUCUGCAGGCGUGUGCGCAGCAACACGGAUCCUCUGAGUACUGUGAAAGCUGUUGGUCAGAGCAACGAGUGACACUGAGGUCAGUAUCGAGCAUCACGGUGGGAAAACAGCACAACAAGUGUAGCAAAACAGGGGAUGGUGUUUCCUCGGUAACCUCCCAGAGACAGCAGGGUUACUCAGGUCCCAGGUGGUCGUAGAAGCAUCAGCAGCCGUGCACGCCCCUCAGCAUCCGACUUAAAGUAUUAAGGAAACUGUGAUCCGCGUGUAGUGGAGGUAAACGGUGUGAGAACUGGGAACAACUCUGGUGCUACGGCAGAGAACCUGCUGGGGAAGGGCUUGUGAAUGUAACACAGACUGGACCAAGAGCAUCUCACUGACUUAGUUUGUCUUCAUGAACUCUUUCUUUUUUUUUUUUUUAAUUCUCGUUAACUUGUCAGAAUUUUUUUAUUUUUCUAUAUUCCUCUCGUGCGUGUGUUCUUAUUUUAUUUGUCUGACGAAGGUAAGAGCUUUCAAGUGUCAUCGGGGACGAACCCUACCUCUAAUAAAUCCCAGGUCAUGUUACUGUAAGCAGGACAGAGCACGUGUAUGUAUGUGGGCAAGGCGCAAUGAACAGAGCGGUCAGAUACUUUUGUGAUUCCGGUGGAUGAUGAGCCUGAACGGAGAACCUCUGCCUGGACUUUACUGGCAGAGGUUUAUGGACUCCUCCUGCUCUCCGUCUCUCUGAACGGAGGCUUCAGGCACCUGUCACCACCUUUAGCACCUGCAGUCUAUCUCUUCUUCUGUGCAAAAUAUCUCCAUGGGACCGCCGACGUCCACCUGUGUAUAAACCUUUAAGAAUGUCUCUUAUUCAUUUGAACAUGUUCUGAAUGCAGACGGUGGUUCACGUUUAAGCCUUACUUUUUCCUGAAGGCCUCACAAAGAGGGAACCCAGUUUGAACAAGUUGCACACUGGUGGGCUGUGGGGAGAACCCUGUUCUGUAAAUGCAUACACGGUACUGGCACAUGAUGUUGUGUAUAGUUAUGUAAAUUUGUCUCAUUGCCACUGUAUGAGUCUGUGGUAUAUUAAACUAGCACAGUUCUGUGCAUUUUUGUAGGUGAGAUGUGCUGUUUGAGAAAUUUAAACAAAUGUUGUAAUAAAACUACAGAAAUAUAA